This is a messenger RNA of Prosopis cineraria, 2966 nucleotides long. Its product is annotated as ATP-dependent zinc metalloprotease FTSH 4, mitochondrial-like. Gene Ontology annotation, biological process: proteolysis. NCBI's taxonomy places the organism in Eukaryota, Viridiplantae, Streptophyta, Magnoliopsida, Fabales, Fabaceae. The transcript has 7 exons. Gene Ontology annotation, cellular component: membrane; chloroplast thylakoid. The coding region runs from base 672 to 2600 and encodes 642 amino acids. The record is from RefSeq and is a predicted model, not a curated record. Gene Ontology annotation, molecular function: ATP-dependent peptidase activity; metalloendopeptidase activity; ATP hydrolysis activity.
AGACCAAAGCCAAUUGUAUCAAAUUUGUUCAUGCUUCGAAUCUGUUUAAAAUGCCAACAAGACACUGUCAACAACAGGCCCUGAAACUAAAAUGCAAAAACGUGACUUUUGAUCCAAUUAUAUCGAAUAUGUUCAUGCUUUGAAUCUGGUCUCUCUUAAUCUCUUUUAAACCAUCCUUUUGUAAUCAUAAUAAGUAAUAUAAGAUAAAAUUUAAAAGAGUAGAAGAUGGGGGGAGUAAGGGUAAUAACCUGAGAUUCUAAGAUAAGAAUAAGGUAGGCUAGUGCAAGUCCGAUGGUGGAGCUGUAGAGGUGGAGGGAGCCAAGGAGGAGCUAUUCAACUACGUGCAAGUGCGACGGUGCGUGCGUGCGUCUGCUACAACCGAUGUCGACGACGGACGUGGAGCGUGCAAAAAGGCGACGGAUGAUGCUAAAGCUGAAAAUGGUGAUCAACGAAUAAGGAAUGGGGAUAGAAUCUGGUCCCUCAAACUCACAGUCUCGCUCGACUCAGGAGAAAUUGAACAUGAGCAGAGUGAUGGCCGAAGGCGGCAGGGGCAACUGGCGAGAGGCGAAGGUGAACGAAGGAGAAGGCGAGUGGAGGAAGUUCUCAGCUUAUCUCCUCACUUCCGCAGGGCAAGGGGCAGCCAACACAGGUUUCACGGUAUCAAUCAGAAUAUGGACAGAUUAAAAGUUUGGUCGUCAGAACCUAUGUAUCUGUUAGUAAGUUUGAAGGUCGAGCAGGAGAGAUUACGAUCCAGCUAUCUAGGCCAUCUGGCUCGUCGAGUGCGUGAUGCAGAUGAAGCCAGUGACCUUGCUCGUCUUAAAGAACUUUACCAUCAAAAUGACCCUGAAGCUGUGAUUAGAUUCUUUGAAAAACAGCCAUCGCUGCAUGCCAAUCAGUCGGCACUUUCUGAAUAUAUUAAAGCGUUGGUGAAAGUUGAUCGGCUGGAUGAAAGUGAAUUAUUGAAGACAUUGCGGAGAGGUAUUUCUAAUUCAGUGAGUGAGGGUGAUAGUAUCGGUGGCCUUGCUGCUUUAAAAAAUGUUGGGAAGGCCACAAAAGAAGGAAUUCUUGGAACUUCAAGAGCUCCAAUCCAUAUGGUGGCUGCAGAAGGUGGAAAUUUCAAACAGCAGUUGUGGCGCACAUUUAGGUCCAUUGCUAUGGUCUUUCUACUGAUUUCUGGUGUGGGAGCACUUGUUGAGAAUAAGGGAAUCAGUAAAGGACUUGGUAUGAAUGAAGAAAUGCGACCUAUCAUGGAUUCAAGUGCAAAAUUUAGUGAUGUAAAAGGUGUUGAUGAGGCAAAAGCAGAGUUGGAAGAAAUUGUUCACUACCUCCGAGAUCCUAAGCGCUUUACUCGUCUCGGAGGAAAGCUGCCAAAAGGUGUUUUACUCAUUGGCCCUUCUGGGACUGGAAAAACAAUGUUGGCAAGAGCUGUAGCUGGAGAGGCGAAGGUUCCUUUCUUCUAUUGUGGUGGAAGUGAAUUUGAUGAGAUGUUUGUUGGCAUUGGAGCACGAAGAGUUAGGGAUCUUUUUGCUGCUGCAAAAAAGCAGUCACCCUGUAUAAUUUUCAUUGAUGAAAUAGAUGCUAUCGGAGGAAAGCGAAAUCAAGAGUACCAGAUGCACAUGAGGAUGACAUUGAAUCAAUUGCUUGUUGAACUAGAUGGAUUCAAGCAAAAUGAAGGCAUUAUUGUGGUUGCAGCUACUAAUUUUCCUCAAUCACUGGAUAAGGCUUUGGUGAGACCCGGGAGGUUUGAUCGCCAUGUUGUUGUUCCUCUUCCAGAUAUAGAAGGAAGGCGGCAGAUUCUUGAAUCCUACACGUCCAAGGUUCUGAAGGCUGAUGAUGUUGAUAUAAUGACCAUUGCAAGAGGGACACCUUAUUUUUCUGGUGCGGAGCUUGCUAACUUGGUGAACAUUGCUGCUGUCAAGGCUGCGAUGGAUGGUGCUAAAGCUGUGAGCAUGACUGACCUUGAGUAUGCGAAGGACAAAAUUUUGAUGGGAAGUGAACGCAAGUCAGCUGUCAUAACUGAGGAAUCAAGAAAGUUGACUGCUUUCCAUGAGGGUGGUCAUGCUCUUGUGGCUAUUCAUACUGAUGGGGCACUUCCAGUUCACAAGGCAACGAUUGUCCCAAGAGGAAUGGCUCUUGGCAUGGUGACUCAAUUGCCUGACAAGGAUGAGACCAGUCUCUCCCGCAAGCAGAUGCUUGCCCGCCUCGAUGUUUGCAUGGGUGGUCGGGUUGCAGAAGAGCUAAUAUUUGGAGAAAAUGAAGUAAGUUCCGGUGCUCAGAGUGAUCUGAAAGCAGCAACUAAUCUGGCCAGGGAAAUGAUUACUAAAUACGGUAUGAGCAAAGAGGUGGGACUUGUUGUUCACAAUUACAAUGACGAUGGCAGAAGCAUGAGCUCAGAAACUAGGCUUCUUAUUGAGAGGGAGGUCAAGCUACUUCUGGAGAGAGCUUACAACAAUGCAAAAACUAUUCUAACAACUCACGAUAAGGAGCUUCAUGCCCUCGCAAAUGCUCUACUCGAACACGAGACUCUUACCGGAAGUCAAAUAAAUGCCUUGCUUGACAAAGUAAGGUCUAAGCAGCAAACCACAGCCUCCCAGGAUUAAGCACAGAAUAAUUCACAAUCACCUAACCCGGCAACAUCUCUUUGGCAAAGCAACUAUAAGAGGCUUAGAGCGUCAAAUAUUUUCGGUUUGACUCUGGUCUUCGAAGUGUUCUUUUUCCCCCUAGCAUCUAGAGUAGUCUUUCAAAGUAGUGCCAAACGGGAGCAAGGGUUUGUUGAGAUAAUAAUUACACAUUUUAAUAAACUAGUUUUUGUUCAAUAAUAUAAUCAUACAAUGGAAAGGUCGAAAUGUUAUAGAAAAAUCAAGAGUGCAGUAUUGCAAAGGGGGAAAAAGGUAAUACAAUAUCCUAUGUAAUUAUUGUAAGGAGAAUGAUAGAUAAGUUUUAUGAAGAUCAAUUAAUUUAAAUGA